Messenger RNA from Hyaloscypha bicolor E, 609 nucleotides. RefSeq lists its product as uncharacterized. The record is from RefSeq and is a predicted model, not a curated record. The transcript has a single exon. The coding region runs from base 128 to 448 and encodes 106 amino acids. Lineage: Eukaryota; Fungi; Ascomycota; Leotiomycetes; Helotiales; Hyaloscyphaceae.
CUCGGCCUUUUUAGGCCAGAAUCGCUUUGUGUGAGCCAAUGAGAAAUCGAAUUUCGUUUUCAUAGUAUCUCGUCACUUCCAUUGGCCCCAUUCCCUCCCCUUUACGCUCUCUUAUUAUCUCCAUUUCAUGCUCUUGGUCUUUUCGGGCCAGAAGUCCCCGAUGCGAGUGGCUGAGAGAUCGAAUCUCGUCCUGGUGGCGUCUCUCCCUUUCAGUCUUCAUAGUCUCAUUUUGGUGGUUUAUAUGUGCGGCCAAAUCAACAAGCUCCGGCUGCCGCUUCACCUCUUGUUCGUUUCCUCACUGGAUUUCCGAGCCUUGAGUUUCUCGUGGAGACAGAUAUGGCAGAGGUUUCGUCGACAUUGGCCGGAUUUGGAACACGGCUUUAGAUUCGGAAGGCGUAGGUGGAGUAUCAGAGAUAAUUUCAUCUUCGCGUGGUUGAUUGGAUUCUAGACUGCGUGGAGAUUUGGCUGUCGACGACAUGCCAGGUCAAGCUCGGUGGAAACAAUACGUUCGAAUUGUGUAAUGCUGAUAAAUUAACGUCUAGAGCUUCCUACAUCGAAAUCCACAACCUUUUGACUGCACAGCUUUAUUUCAUUACAAUAGACCUCUGC